Molecule: messenger RNA, 1350 nt
Organism: Telopea speciosissima
Lineage: Eukaryota; Viridiplantae; Streptophyta; Magnoliopsida; Proteales; Proteaceae
Product: uroporphyrinogen decarboxylase
Exons: 6
Coding region: 62-1240 (392 amino acids)
Biological process (GO): porphyrin-containing compound biosynthetic process
Molecular function (GO): uroporphyrinogen decarboxylase activity
Source: RefSeq, a predicted model, not a curated record
AAUUGGAGAUGCGAAAAAUUUUCUCUGAAGUUUAUCCAAACUUCAAGUUGAGAGGUCGAAAAUGUCUUGUAGCUACGCUGCUUCUCUCUCAUUCUGCUCUCUCUCAGUUAUUCCCAAAUCAACCUGCGCUGUUCGUUCAAGAUCGAAGUUCAGUAUCCAAUGUGCUGUUGGAGGGACUGUUACGGAGCCAAAAAUUACUACUGCUGCUGCUGAACCUCUCUUGCUAAAUGCUGUCCAAGGGCGGGAAGUUGAAAGACCACCAGUAUGGCUUAUGAGGCAAGCAGGGCGGUACAUGAAGAGCUAUCAAAUCCUAUGUGAGAAGUAUCCUUCGUUUCGUGAGAGAUCAGAAAAUGUUGAUCUUGUUGUUGAAAUCUCUCUACAACCAUGGAAAGUUUUUAGGCCUGAUGGGGUCAUUUUAUUUUCAGACAUUCUUACCCCUCUACCUGGGAUGAAUAUACCAUUUGACAUUGUAAAAGGAAAGGGCCCCAUCGUGUUUGAUCCUCUUGGAACAGCAGCUGAUGUUGAUCAAGUGCGAGAAUUUAUUCCAGAGGAAUCAGUUCCAUUCGUUGGGGAAGCAUUGACAAUCUUGCGUAAGGAGGUAAGUAAUGAAGCAGCGGUGCUGGGUUUUGUGGGGGCUCCAUUCACUCUUGCAUCCUAUGUGGUUGAAGGUGGUUCAUCGAAACACUUCACAAAAAUAAAGAGACUGGCUUUCUCUCAACCCAAGGUCCUCCAUGCAUUAUUGCAGAAAUUUACAGCUUCUAUGGUAAAUUAUAUCCAGUAUCAAGCGGACAAGGGAGCACAAGCUGUGCAAAUAUUUGAUUCAUGGGCCACUGAGCUCAGUCCAGUAGAUUUUGAGGAGUUCAGUCUACCAUAUUUGAAACAGAUUGUGGAUUCCGUGAAACAAACCCAUCCAGAUCUACCUUUAAUCCUUUAUGCAAGCGGAUCCGGGGGCUUGCUUGAGAGGUUAUCGUUAACAGGUGUUGAUGUUGUCAGCUUGGAUUGGACAGUAGAUAUGGCGGAUGGUAGGAGACGUUUGGGACCUGAUGUGGCAGUUCAGGGCAAUGUGGACCCUGGUGUUCUUUUUGGUUCGAAAGAAUUCAUCACCGAUAGGAUAAAUGACACCGUGAGAAAAGCAGGCAAGAGUAAACAUAUUUUGAAUCUCGGCCAUGGGAUUAAAGUAGGGACACCUGAAGAGAAUGUUGCUCACUUCUUUGAGGUUGCCAAGGGGAUCAGAUAUUAGAACAUAUCCGAUAGGUGAUGUGAUGUUUACUUCUGAUUUUUCUGUAUCUUUAGUUUUUUUGAAAUGAAAUAAGUUUUUUUUUUCCCAUUUCCAAAGUUAUGUUUUAUCUC